Messenger RNA from Diaporthe citri, 1644 nucleotides. RefSeq lists its product as uncharacterized. The coding region runs from base 1 to 1644 and encodes 547 amino acids. The transcript has a single exon. The record is from RefSeq and is a predicted model, not a curated record. NCBI's taxonomy places the organism in Eukaryota, Fungi, Ascomycota, Sordariomycetes, Diaporthales, Diaporthaceae. Gene Ontology annotation, molecular function: protein binding.
AUGAGCGACCGAGCUGUGAUGGCAGCGCAGGCCUUCCCUCCGGGCAUGUCACGCCUCGAGCGUCUCCCUGACGAGCUGAAGCUGAGGGUCGGAUACUACCUGAUGGUCCCUGGUGCAGCCAAAACCGCAGGAGCGCAACAGUUGCUUGCCGCAUUGGGCGACGACAUCCACCGCUUCUCUGAAUUGCGUCGACGGCGACAAGCAGACAUCAAUGACAUCUUUGUUUCCUGGGACGUCUUGAAUGGUUACGAACAGCUCAGUCUCAAGCUCCGUUCCAAUGGUCUCAGGUAUGACGAUUCAAUGCUCGCGCUUGCCUCCACAAGCACCAGACUUUGCAAUGUCUUUCUCGCCGAGCACUCCAAGAAGUACGGUCCUCAAAACACCCUUUACAGAAGCAUUGAGCUGGGAAACGUCAACCUGGUGCGAUGCGCAGUCGAAUGCGGCGCCGACAUCAACAAGACAGGCACCAAGGUACCGUGGAAAACCACUGCGUUGCAGCUUGCAGUCCAGUCAGAGCAGCUUCCCGUUAUUCUCUACCUCCUCCGACGCGGAGCUGACAAGGCCGACGAGCUGGUCAUGCAUGUCUUGGGCGGCAGAGACUAUUACGGAAGAAUUAACGCAGAAGACGAUUACCUGAUGUGGGGCCCGGCCAGCUUGAGGAACCACUGCCGUUGCAAACUCCUCCACGCUCUGACGGACGCCACCUUGGGCAGCAGCCAGGCAUCCUACAUGAGCCACACGGGGCCUCGCCUGCCACGCGUGACCCUGGAGGCACUCGCCCCGAAUGGCCGCCACCUUUGGUUCAUCCUUCGCACGUGCAUGAGGCGCCCCUGGGGGUGCAACUGGAAAUGCGACUGCGGCGACCAAGGCGACAGAGACUGCGCCAUGCGCCUCAUCAGCCUCCUCCGGCGGCACGGGGCGAAUUGGAUGGCGUGCGGACCCAUUGAUGACACGCUCCAGGAGAACGCUCUUACGUUCUUUCUCGACGACGAUUGGGCUGGAUGGGAGCGGAUGUACGAUCGUCCUCAUGUCCGCGGACUUGACUGCGGGCUCGCCGAUCUGCGCCGAUUCAGAGCCCCUUCUCCCCUUGUCGACGAUUCCAUCUUCGUCAAACCCUCCGUAGCCGGUGCCAUGCACGACACACUGCUGGAAAACGCUGCCUACAGGCGAGAUCACUGCCUCCCCUUCCUCGUCGCCAUGCUGGAGCACGGCGUCACCGCCGAGCAGGGCGACCUCUCGCACGCAAUGGACCUCGCAAGCACACCAGACACCAAACAACUCUCCAUCGCCAUCGUGGUCGCCCUCCUCCGCGCCGGCACCGACGCCAACGAGCCCGGCUCCAUGAAGACGGCCAUGCGCCUCGCGUGCAUGGAGGCCACCAAGGACGCCGCCGUGGCGUUCGUCACCCUGCUCCUCGAGCACGGCGCCGACCCAGGCACGGACGAGCUGCGGGACGAGAUCCAGGGCGCGGCGGAGAAGUGGUGGAUCCAGUCGAACUGGCAGUCAUCGGGGGUGUUCUGCCGGAUCUUGCGUCUUCUCGUGAAGGGCGGUCUCGAUGAGCACGUCGCUUGGGAGGUAUUCGCUGUCUUGGGCCUGGAUCAUGGUCUGGUGGCUGAGGGUGGUGGUGGCUCGACCAAGGUGUGA